UCUUUAAACACUCCAUUCUCUCUAUAUAUACACACGCCUACUCAUCAUAUAAAGAUAUUAACAAAAACUUACAACAAGAAGCUCCGGCGAUGUCAUCAACGGCGAGAAAUAUUUCCACCGGAGGGAACCGAAAGUCGAGUAGGCUGCAGCGGCGUGCUCCACCGCCUCUAAAGAUAAACCCUUCCGAAGCGAAUUGGAAAGUGGCUAUUCCUCUUUUAUCACCUACUGAGUCGCCGCCGCAUAAGCCAUCGGCUGUAGUGAAAAGGGAGGACCAACGGUGGGGAAAAGAGGCGGAGAAGCCCCCGAUUUUCAAGAAGUGGCAGCACCCUGCGGCUCCGUUUUAUUACCAGCCUGCGCCGUCAUCGAACCAGCCGUUUGCAUGGCCAAAUUAACGUUCUCUUGAUAAUAUUAGGUCUAGCAAACAAAUACCUAAAUAUUUAUUAUGCUUAUCAUAUGUGAUAAAAUUACAUAUGUUAUGUUUAUUUUUAACAUAUUAUAUAUUAUGUAUUAUCUUUAAUUAUGCAACAUGUAUGUUUGGUUAUUGAUGUUGUUAUUUCCUUCAUGUAAGUUGAACCAUGAAUUAUAA
Molecule: messenger RNA, 586 nt
Organism: Capsella rubella
Lineage: Eukaryota; Viridiplantae; Streptophyta; Magnoliopsida; Brassicales; Brassicaceae
Exons: 1
Coding region: 90-392 (100 amino acids)
Cellular component (GO): cytoplasm; nucleus
Source: RefSeq, a predicted model, not a curated record